AUGUCACUGACGGUGCGAAUUAACAAGUUUCAGCUGCCAAAGCCGAAAGCAAAUCUGCUCGGCCGGGUUGAAUUUCGAGGUGUUGCCCAUACGACCACCGAGCUUAACUGUGGCGCUGAGCUCGUCGAAGUCAAUCAGAGCUUCAUAUGGCCGCUCGCACGGGCCGCGGACGAGACGGAAACGAUAACGGUCGAGCUGCGGCAGCAGACGACGAAGAUCCUGCUGAAAACGGCCAUCGGUGGCGGUACGUCCGGUUCGGCAUCCAGCCGGGGCAGCAUCACCAGCAGCACCAAAAUCAUCGGCCGCUUCGUGAUGCUGGCACAAGCGCUCAUCCACGAGGGUCGACUGAGGAUAGAGGACCGGCUGGUGGACCUGUCGAACAAGCCAAUCGAUGCAUUCGUCAGCUUCGACGUGUACUACCAGAGCCCGGAGGACGAGUCCGGCAACUUCUACUCGCCGCGGGUCGUACACUCGCUGCACCAGCAGUCGAGCAUCGACGACGACCAGCAGAUGCUGCUGAACAUCGAGCAGAACAUAGCGAACCUCGAGAAGAGCAUAUCGCAGGGCAAGGCGACCGACCCGGGUGCGUCAUCCAGCGCGGGCGGUUCGCGCCGGCCGGCCCGCACCGGUGCGAACGGUGGCGAACGCAAACCGAACAUCAUCAAGCGCGUCAUGUCGUCCGGUUCGGCCGGGCUCGGCGAACGGACGGCACCGGCCAAAUCGGCCGCACCGGCCGACCAUGCCUCCUCCGACAACGAGGCGUCCACCAGACCCACCCGGUCGCUCGCGGACAAAAAGGUAACGCUCCGCACCGUGCGCAACUUCAUGCGGCUCGGCCGUUCGCGGCAGUCGUCGCGCGAAAGCACCGCCAGCAGCACCGAGGACGAGGGCAAAUCCCUGAUCGGCGAUGCGGACUACACGCGCGUGCAGCCGGAAACGGUGGACGGCGGGGAGCACCGGACCGGCCGGCCAACGGUCCCCGGCGAAGGGGACGCGGCCGUGCCGCCGGACAGCCCAACGCACGGCAAGAUGGGCGACACCGUAUCGCAAACCUGCAGCACCCACUCGAACGCGUCCAGCGACGGUGAAGAUGUAACCGCUAAUGAGAAGCUCAAGAAAAUCAAGAGCCUGGCCAAAGGGAGUGACCAUCUAAAGUCGCAGGACUUUCAGGUCUGCGUCACCAUCAUCGAGGCCCGCCAGCUGCCGGGUUUGAACAUGGAUCCGGUGGUAUGCAUCCAGGUCGGUGACCAGAAGAAGUACACCAGCGUCAAGGAGAGCACCAACUGUCCGUACUACAACGAGUACUUUGUGUUCGACUUUCACAUGCCGCCGGUGAUGCUGUUCGACAAGAUCAUUACGCUCUCAGUCAUCCAUUCUCGCAAGUUCAUGCGCUCCGGAACGGUGGUGGGCUCGUUCAAAAUCGAUCUUAAAACAGUCUACGAUGCGCCCGAUCAUCAAUUCUACCACAAGUGGGCGCUGCUCUCCGAUCCGGAGGACUUUGCCGCUGGACCGAAGGGCUAUCUCAAAUGUGACGUCGGCAUCAUCGGCAAGGGGGACACGGUGAAGGUGCCACCGAAGUCGGAAAAGGACCCGGACGACAUAGAGGCGAACCUGUUGUUACCGGACGGGGUGCCAAUCGAGCGGCAGCGUGCCAAGUUCAUAGUGAAGGUGUACCGUGCGGAUGGAUUACCACGCAUGAACUCCUCCAUCAUGGCGAACGUGAAGCGUGCCUUCACUGGUGAGACGAAGGAUCUGGUUAACCCCUACGUGCAGGUGUCGUUUGCUGGACUCACGGGUAAAACGAACGUCAAGAAGGCAUCGUACAACCCGGUGUGGAAUGAGCAACUCGUCUUCACCGAGAUGUUUCCACCGCUGUGCCAGCGCAUCAAGAUACAGCUGCGCGAUGCCGACCCAAUGAAGCCGUCCAUUAUCGGCACGCACUACAUCGACCUGAAGCAGAUAUCGAACGACGGUGAGAAGGGCUUCCUGCCAACGUACGGGCCGUCGUUCGUCCAUCUGUACGGUUCCACGCGCGACUACAACCUGCUCGACCAGCACUCGAACCUCAACACCGGGCUCGGCGAGGGUGUCAGCUACCGGGCCCGGCUGCUCAUCGCCAUCCGGACGGAGAUUACCGACAACGUGGAGCUGUUCACCGACAAGAACGUGGAGGUGGAACCAACGCUACCGAUAUGUGAGUCAUCCUACUGCAAAACAGACGGCUUCUUCCUGUACGCCACGGUGCUAGAGGCGUCCAUGUUAGACAAAAAAGUGUGUGACCGAUCGGUGUACUUCGAGCUGAGCAUGGGUAAUGCGGGUAACUCGCUUGAUGGACAUAACGAGAGUGCUACUACCAACAUGGAUGAUGACGACGAUCCAGUGUCGAUCGAUACGACCGCGUACAACAGUACGACAAGCGCAUGUAAACCAAUCUCACACGACAAGAACCAUUACUAUCUGCCGUACUGGGACUACAAGCCGUGCAUGGAUGUGCGGGCGUGGUUUCCGGACCUGCGGCGUCGCAUGUACAACAGCAACAUGAUCGCAAAGAUCAGCGAGCGGCUGGAGGUCGGCCUGGCCGAAACGAAUAUACUGCUCGAAGAUGAAGACCCAACCGCCGAGGUGAAGCUGCGCGGCGUGCUGGAGGAGGUUGCAUCGAGCUGCAACAAGUACGUCACCAUUACGAAGGGUGCACUGGUCGGGCCCGGCACCGGCAAGACGAAGCUCGACAAGGAGCGGCUGAAGCUGUGCCAGCGUGAGCUCGAAUCGAUCGGCAAUAUGGCGCGGAACCUGCGUGCGCUCGUCACCAAAAGCUCGAUGCGCGAACGGUACCGGACGGCGCAAAGCUACCUCGCCCGGUUGCGCUUUCUCGUGGAGGACCCGCAGCACGCGCUGCCGGAUGUGUUCGUGUGGAUGAUUGCGAACGGCAAGCGGGUCGCGUACCACCGGUUGGACGCGCGGGAUCUGCUGUACUCCACCAUCGAGGAGGAGACCGGUGUGCACUGCGGGAAGGUGCAGACGGUGUUCCUGAAGCUGCCGGGCCGCCAGGCGGAGGGGCCGGCCGGUUGGCAUGUGCGGGCGAAGCUGUCCAUAUACCUGUGGCUGGGCACGCUCAAGCAUAAGCGCUUCUUCUACGCCGGUUUGCCGAAGGGUUACGAGCUGCUGCACGAGCUGAAGCACGCGGAAAAGGUGAACGUGCCGGCACCGACGACCGUGCACUACGUCGAACGGCACGUGUUUCAGCUGCGGGCACAUAUCUACCAGGCCCGGUCCCUGAUCGGUUCGGAUGCGUCGGGACUGAGCGAUCCGUACGCGACGGUGUACGUCACCGAGCACGCGAAGACGACGCAGGUGAUCGAGGAAACGCUCAGCCCAACGUGGGACGAGCUGCUCGUGUUCGACGAGGUGACGGUGUACGGUUCCAAGGACGAGAUCCGGCGCGACCCGCCAACGAUCGUGAUCGACGUGUACGACCAGGACAAGGUGGGCAAGUCGGACUUUAUCGGGCGGGCGAUCGCCCGUCCCCGGGUGAAGUUGCGCGAGAACCACUACAGCACGCCCGUGCUCGAAUGGUUCGAGAUAACGCGCGGGCUGGACGGGGCCGGCGAGCUGCUGGCCGCGUUCGAAAUGCUCGAGCACGGUUCGGAGGACGUGCCGCGGCUCUCCGACCCGAAGUACGUCGCGUGCGGCAGUGGCAGCGAACAUGCGCCGCAGCCCACGCUCGCCAUACUGCCGGUGCCGCAGGAGGUGCGCCCCAACCUGGCCCGGUUCCGGAUCGAGGUGCUGUUCUGGGGUUUGCGCGACCUCAAGCGGGUGCACUUCAUGACGGUGGACAAACCGCGCAUCGACAUCGAAUGCUCCGGCCGCAUUCUCAACUCGAGCAUCGUGCAGAACGCGAAAAAGAACCCCAACUUUGCCAACAUGCUGAAGUUCUUCGAUCUGGAUCUGCCGAUCGAGGAGCGGUACGCGCCGCCGAUCACGAUCCGGGCCGUGGACUGCCGGUCGUUCGGGCGCUAUACGCUGGUCGGCACGCACCAGAUCACCUCGAUCCACCGCUACAUGCAUCGACCGCCGCCGAAGGAAGACCCGAAGCGGUACAACCAGGACGGGCAGCUGGUGCUGGCGAGACGGCGCACCGACGCGGUCGGCAAUGUCAUCCCGGAUGCGGGCCUGCCCGGCGAUGCCUGGUCCGGGGACAGUCUGACGCUGUACGGGGCGGCGUGCGUCGCCAAGGCCGGCACCGGUCCCGGGCGGGGCAAGCGCACAAAACGGAAGCCACUGGAGGCGCAGGGCACGUUCGACGGGCAGGAGGGCGCAACCGGGGGCGACGGUGACGACGACGACGAUGGUUCGAGCAAGGAUUGGUGGACGAAGUAUUUCCUCUCGUACGAGCGGCUCAUCGAAUCGGCCAAAACGGCCGGCACGGGCGCGGGUGGCGGGGCGAGCGGCGGGAUGGGCGGGAUCGGGUUGGGUCCGGGUGAGGGGACGGCGAGCGGGUCUGCCGGGGACGGGGGCAGGAAGCUCGGCGUCAAGACGUCCCGGCUGGUGUCGAAGCUUAGCCCGAAGGCGGCACCGAAGAAGCCGCCGAAUCCGCGCGUUGCCACCUGCCAGAUCUAUCCGAGCGAGCUGGAAUCGGUGUACGAGUACGGGCAGUUUAAGGAGUGGCUCCACUCGUUCCCGCUGUACCGUGGGAAGAAAACCGGCGACAGCACGGAGGACGAAACGCGCAUCGUCGGUUUCUUCAAGGGCGCGAUCAAGGUGUACCGGCUGCCGAUCGAGAAGGGGAUGGAGCCGGCGUUCGCACCGACGCUGCCGCUCAACGAUCCGAUACAUGUGCUGGUGCGCGUGUACGUCGUGAAGGCGACGGAUCUGCACCCGAUGGACCUGAACGGCAAGGCGGACCCGUACGUGGUGCUGCAGCUCGGCAGCAAGCGCGUCUCGGACAAGGACAACUACGUCAGCAAGCAGCUGAACCCGGUGUUUGGCAAGUGUUUCGAGAUCGAGGCGACCUUCCCGCAGGACUCGAUGCUGACGGUGCAGAUCUUCGACUGGGAUCUGGUCGGCUCGGACGAUCUGAUCGGCGAGACAAAGAUCGAUCUGGAGAACCGGUUCUACAGCCGGCACAGGGCGAUGUGCGGCAUCUCCGCGCGCUACGAAGACUCCGGAUAUAACAUAUGGCGCGAUCCGAUGAAGCCCACGCAGAUACUGUCGAAGCUGUGCAAGGACAGCAAGCUGGAGGCGCCCCAGUAUCUGCAGGAUCGCGUCACGAUCGGCCGUUGCUGCUUCCUGUUCACCGGCGAGGAGAUACAAACCUGGUCCAGCCCUACCUCCAUCAAGUACCGGGACGAACAUCUCGCGCUGGCCGUGCUCCACCGCUGGGAAGAGAUGCCACGGGUCGGUUGCAAGAUCGUACCGGAGCACAUCGAAUCGCGCUCGCUGUACAACAGCGACAAACCCGGCAUCGAGCAGGGCAAGCUGGAGAUGUGGGUGGACAUGUUCCCGAUGGAUAUGCCGCUUCCCGGGCCGCCCGUCGACAUUUCGCCCCGCAAGCCCAAAUCGUACGAGCUGCGCGUCGUUAUCUGGAACACGGACGACGUUGUGCUGGAGGAUGAUGCGUUCUUCACCGGCGAGAAAAUGUCCGACAUCUACGUGAAAGGCUGGUUGAAAGGACCGCAAGAUAUGCAGGCGACGGAUAUCCAUUACCGUUCGCUGACGGGCGAGGGUAACUUCAACUGGCGCUUCAUCUACCCGUUCGAGUACCUUGCCGCGGAGGAGCGGAUCGUGCUGUCGCGCAAGGAGUCGCUGUUCAGCUGGGACGAGACGGAGGUAAAGAUACCGGCCCGGCUCGAGCUGCAGGUGUGGGACGCGGACCACUUUUCCGCGGACGAUUUUCUCGGUGCGAUCUCGCUGAACCUGAACCGGUUUCCGCGCGGUGCGAAAUCGUCCAAGCUCUGCACGCUCGACAUGCUGCGGACGGACAACGUGCCGACGGUGAACAUCUUCAAGCAGAAGCGCGUCCGCGGCUGGUGGCCGUUCUUCAUCAAGAAGGAAAACGACGAGAUGGAGCUAACCGGCAAGGUGGAGGCGGAGAUCCACCUGCUGACGAAGGAGGAGGCGGAAAAGAACCCGGCCGGGUUCGGGCGGAACGAGCCGGAUCCGCUCGAGAAACCAAACCGUCCCGAUGCGUCGUUCAUGUGGUUUCUUAACCCGCUCAAGUCGGUACGGUACAUUGUCUGGCACAACUACAAGUGGAAGAUCAUCAAGGGGCUGAUCAUCAUCGGCAUAGCGAUCUUGCUGCUGCUGUUCUUCUACGCCGUACCGGGCUACACGGUGAAGAAGAUGCUGGGCGCGUAA
Molecule: messenger RNA, 6354 nt
Organism: Anopheles marshallii
Lineage: Eukaryota; Metazoa; Arthropoda; Insecta; Diptera; Culicidae
Product: otoferlin-like
Exons: 17
Coding region: 1-6354 (2117 amino acids)
Biological process (GO): plasma membrane organization
Cellular component (GO): membrane
Source: RefSeq, a predicted model, not a curated record